AAAGUUCACUUCCCUUUUGGGCUGGGUGAUAUGUAAAAAAAAUAUUUUAACGAUAAUCGCCUUUAAAAUAUCGCGAUAUCCGAUUAUAUGGUCAACACCCCUGCCAAGGGUCAGUGAAUAUUUUUGCUUUAUUGAUUUAGCUUUAAAAAUUAAAUUAAUUGAAACAUGAAAAACUUAAAAGACAUUUCCAAAUUCAAAUUGCACUUUAAACGAAAUGAAAAAAGCAAUUAAAAUAAUGAAGUGAUUAAAAAAAUCUUAUAUAUAACCACCUCCCCAAAUCCAAACAUUUACCGUCUACAACGGCCCCAUUUGCUAUCACGCAAGCAUCUGUCAAUGACACCAGAUGAAAAAUUACUAAUAGCCUACAAAUUAAGAUCUAAAGACAAUUAUAAAUGUAAAGAUAAUAAUAAUCAUAAUAAAUAAGCCUCAUAAAUUCGCUUGUGUUCCCAAAAAAUGCUGCCAAAUGUGUGUUCUUAUCGAAUGUGUUUGUAUUGCGUUUUGGUAAUACAGUUAAUUCUGCCUAAAGAAAAUAAAAUAGAACUCAAUUUUAGGUUCAAGGUGAACGUGUCUUGUAUUACUUUAUGAUUUAAUCACUUCCGUCUUUUUUUUCUUUAAAACAAAGAUACCUGUAUAUAUUACUGAACCUGCAGUUGUGUUCACAAUGUGUAAGAGCGAACUGCUCCGUGGAAAUAAAGCGAAACUUGCAGCACCUCUCGAGGUGAUUGGAGAUCAUUUGCAGCAUUUUCAUAGUCUACAUUAUUCUUGCAAACAGUUUACAUUCGAAUGAAACAGAGAAAAAGGAGUGAAAACUCUUUACAUGCGCGUGUUCCACUAGACAGUGUCCUGCUGCACGCCUCUGAACAAACAGCGAAUCAGACACAAGCAUUGAUGGCUUUUCUUUUGUCUGUUCAUAAAAAUAUAAUUAAGUGUGUUUCUUCAAGCUUGAUAAUGGGCUUUGUGACCAACAGCAUUUCUUUCAUGUGUCACUCCGAGACAUCUUACAGGUCACCCGCCUGUUGCGGGUAGAUGAGCAAAAUUACUCGCGCAUGAAACGAGGAGCCCGCGAGCUGGAUUGAGCCUCGUCGCAUUUGGAAUGUGGCGGGUGCUAUUUCACACCCUGGGCGCACACAAAAAAAUAACGAAUGUUCAUAAAAUCGCUUAUAGAAAAUGCUCUUAACAGCUAAGAUCAAUAGUUAUUGGGAAACGAGGCCCAGAACUCUAUGCAUGUUAAUGUCUUGGAAAAGUGCAUUCUUGCACUCGUGAAUAGCAGAGCUCACAUCAAAUCAGACGCGCAUCUUGCAUCUGUUCUUCAAAAUAUAAUCAUACGUUUCGUCAAACGUGCGUCUUUGUGUCUAAUUUCUUGUAAUAUAUCACUCCUAGAAGUCUUACAGGUCGCUUUCCACACUGGCCGGUACAUCAGCAAAAUACUCCGCAUGAAAAAUCCGCAUUUGGCGGGUGUUCAUUUCAAACCUUGUUCACCAGGAGUAGGCUGUAUGACAAAUUCAGGAGAAAGGAAAUCAAAACAGUUUGCAAUUGCACCCACACUUUCUGCAGGAAAAUUAUCUCUAGAAAGUUUUAAACGAUCAUGUGUUUGUGAAUGGUGAGACACCCGGAAAGUCACUUGAUUUUUAACAAAGAGCCACUUGUAGCUUGUGAGCCAUAGGUUCCCGACCUCUGCUCUAAGGGUUUAUAUUUACUGAAUAACACAAUGAAGUAGAGGUCGGUCGAUAUAUUGGUUUUGCCGAUUAAUCGGCACCGAUAACAGAUUUCUGGAACUAUCGGUUAUUGUCAAAAAUCCAUACCGAUCGUUUAUCCCCAUUGUGGCCGGUGCUGGAGCGGCUGGGAAGAGUCUGCCGUCGUUAUACGGUAUGAGAGCGGCCUCUAGAGGUGAAAUUAUCAAACUCACUUCACUGAUGCCUUGUGGUGUUUGUUUUGACACGUGAGACUACACUGCAUGGAGGGGAACACUUCAGAUGCAGAUUUAAAACAUCAACAAUGAAAAGGUGCGUCACAGAGCCUCAGACCAGGUAAUGGCUCUGAAGAUGAACAAGCUGAGCAGUAACCGUGCCAACAUGUUACGAGAGGUUCAGCUCAUGAACAGACUCUCCCACCCCAACAUCCUCAGAUUCAUGGGUGUGUGUGUGCAGGAAGGUCAGCUCCAUGCUCUCACAGAGUACAUUAAUGGUGGCAACUUGGAGCAGCUCCUGGACAGCAAUAAGUACCUGAGCUGGGCCACACGGGUCAAGCUGGCCUUAGAGAUUGCUAUGGGCCUUAGUUAUCUUCACUCCAAGGGCAUUUUCCACAGAGAUCUCACCUCCAAGAACUGCCUGAUCAAAUCAGAUGAGAAUGGUUACACUGCAGUUGUUGGAGACUUCGGCCUUGCUGAGAAAAUCCCAAGUCAUGAUUAUGAAGGGGAGAAGCUGUCCGUUGUGGGUUCUCCUUUCUGGAUGGCUCCAGAGGUGUUGAGAGACGAGCCUUACAACGAAAAGGCUGAUGUCUUUUCGUAUGGCAUUAUUUUAUGCGAGAUCAUUGCAAGGAUACAGGCUGAUCCAGACUUCCUACCACGCACUGAAAACUUUGGCCUGGAUUACCUCGCCUUCCAGCACAUGGUUGGAGAUUGUCCUCCUGACUUCCUACAGCUCGCCUUCAACUGUUGCAAUAUGGAUCCAAAGUUCAGACCCUCAUUUCCAGACAUAGGAAAGAGACUGGAGGAGAUCCAGAAAAAGCUGAAAGCUGAAGAUUCUGAGAGGGAGAGGAUGCUGUUAGCUGCAGUGGAGGUGGAGAAAAAACCCAUCCCGAAAGGUCCUGGUGAUAAGGGCAUAAAGAGGUUAAAUUCUCUUGGUUUUCAGAACAAGAUUCCACCCAAGUCGCCCCGGCCACAUCGCAACAUCUGGCUCUCCCGCAGCCAGUCGGACAUCUUCUCUCGUAAGCCCGGCCGCAAAGUGAACGUCCAGGACCCUUACUACAACCCCGGACCCAGGGGGUUCAUAGAUGGGGUACCAAAAGUCAACCCUUUCAGUGCCAGAGAGGACCUCAAAGGUGGCAAGAUCAAAUUUUACGACAUGCCCAGCAAGUCAGUCUUCUCGCUCAUGUUUGAUUUGCACUCGCCCCACGGCAGUCAGAGUUCAUACCAGCCUCACCCCAAUAUCAGCACAGGAGCCUCUGGCAUCAACUGCUCCACAUCUUCCUGGCAAGAACCAUGGCAGGUGCCAGUUCGGCAGUGUCACUCUCUCCCCGUCUCUCCCCAGCUUCCCCACUCAGAGGCCGCCUUCUCAUUUCAAACCGCAUUCAGAAGUGAGGCAGGACAGGCUAUCGGUGAAAGCAGGCAGAGAGCUGCGAGUGGCUGGGCUAAGAAGUAUGCAGUAAUGGAGAUUCCUCCAUACAGACCGCGAGGUGAAAGAGAGGAAGAAGGGUCGGUGGAGAGCUGGUCUUCUCUGGUCCCCUCUGAUGGGGGAGUCCCAGAGGCCAUGGACUGCUCCAGCAGCAGAGGAAGCCCUUUGAAUGAUAAGGAGACAGUCCUCAGCCAGAUGCAGAACAGAAGGAUCGGUGGCUUCUGUGAGGACAUGGAGGCAGAAGACCAGGAGGACGUGUUGAUCGCAAAUGAUAAUGCCCUCACUCCGAGCAUGACUGGGGAACCCCAGGAACUCUGUGCGAUAGUCCUUACAGCCUGCAAAGCCUCCACAUCAGCAGACCUUCUCUCCAGGUGUGAUAUCUAGAUGGCUGUAGAGAGCACACCAGCAUGACUGAGGAGAUUGUUGUCUUAGAACAGAGGGACACUUACUCGAGCUUGAACUGAUCAGAUGUCAUGCGAACAAAGAUUAAUUUCAUGUUUAAUAUGUAAUACACCUAAAGAUGUAAAUAUUGUUUCUUGGAAGAAAGGAAGUCCUUGUAACUUAAGCUUACAGGGCUUGGACUGUACGAUAGAAAUGAGUCUGAAAUGACAGCUGGAAACAGAGGUGUGAAACACUGAUCUGGUCCAUGCAGUAGUUGUCCCCCAUCACACUAUGAAGAACUCCAAAUGAAGGAAGACAGAAUGGACAUCACCGGGGCUAAUGAUAAGACACAAUCUGUGACUUUUUUGUUGUUGUUUAAAGUGUGAUAUGCUAUUGUUUGCACAUACCACAAAUGCUGUUUUGUUGUUUUUUUAACUUGCUUGGAAUUUGUCCACAAACUGUAAACUAUAUCCAGCACAUAUUUCAGUGAGCAGCUUUGGCCAUCUCUAUGUGUUGGCUUUUGUUUCAGAAGAGAAUGAAGAAGAAAUCUCUAGGAGAAAGGUGAUUGCAUAUCUUUUCUCAUGUUUUUUGCACUGCGUGGGCCUAGCAAAAAAAAAUCUGUGACAAACAUUCCAUGUUUUCAUUGUGUUGUUAUCCAUCCUACUCGCAUCUUAAAAGCUCCUGUGAGUUUCGAUCCUCUACUAAUAGUGCGUGCCAGUCAUUUCAGAACAA
This is a messenger RNA of Myxocyprinus asiaticus (Chinese sucker), 4445 nucleotides long. RefSeq names its product dual specificity testis-specific protein kinase 2-like. NCBI's taxonomy places the organism in Eukaryota, Metazoa, Chordata, Actinopteri, Cypriniformes, Catostomidae. The transcript has 10 exons. Gene Ontology annotation, biological process: protein phosphorylation; actin cytoskeleton organization. Bases 2031 to 3716 code for a protein of 561 amino acids. Gene Ontology annotation, cellular component: nucleus; cytoplasm. The record is from RefSeq and is a predicted model, not a curated record. Gene Ontology annotation, molecular function: protein serine/threonine kinase activity; ATP binding.